AUGCGUUUCAGAAGACGAGCUGAAGUCUCUGUGUUGCCUCGCAAAGAAUGUUUUUAUGCAUCAACCAUCACUCACCGAAGUUGGGCCACCAAUUGUUGUUUGCGAGGAUAUCCAUGGAGAGUAUCCCGACUCUUGCGCAUCUUCGAAAAGACCACUUUUCCACCUGACGCCAAUUUCAUCUUUUUGGGCGGCUAUGUUGAUCGUGGCCAGCAGAAUAUCGAAACCAUCUCGCUCAUGUUUUGCUACAAAAUCAAGUACCCUGAAAGCUUCCUGAAUAUCGCUAAGGUCCCCGAAACAAAGUGCAGUGUAACCUUGACGUAUAACAAGAUUCUACCACGUGAGGUCACAAUUGUGAAAAUCAUCGCAAUGCAAGCGGCAAAUGAAAAAAGGUUCUUCGCCAACCGCAAAAUAGUCGACAUCUUCUCUGCACCCCACUAUUGCGUACAAUUCGACAACUCGGCAGCCACCAUGAAGAUUUCAUUUUAUGAGGUUCCGUUUCCGAUUAGCCGAGAAAAGUUUAUCGAAAACAACUUUAAUUCAUCGGAUGGCAUU
This is a messenger RNA of Mesorhabditis belari, 552 nucleotides long. The record is from the annotation of a GenBank genome assembly. NCBI's taxonomy places the organism in Eukaryota, Metazoa, Nematoda, Chromadorea, Rhabditida, Rhabditidae.